Messenger RNA from Cygnus atratus (black swan), 3174 nucleotides. RefSeq names its product homeobox D13 (gene HOXD13). NCBI's taxonomy places the organism in Eukaryota, Metazoa, Chordata, Aves, Anseriformes, Anatidae. Gene Ontology annotation, biological process: regulation of transcription by RNA polymerase II. The record is from RefSeq and is a predicted model, not a curated record. Gene Ontology annotation, molecular function: RNA polymerase II cis-regulatory region sequence-specific DNA binding; DNA-binding transcription factor activity, RNA polymerase II-specific.
AUGGACGGACUGCGCGGCGACACCAGCGGCGGAGGUGGCGGCGGCGGCGCCCCCGGGCAGUGCCGUAAUUUUCUCUCCUCGCCCGUUUUCGGGGCGGCGCACACGGGCCGCGCGGCCGCCGCCGCCGCCGCCGCCGCCGCCGCCUCGGGGUUCGCUUACGGCGGCGGAGGGGAGCGGCCGGGGGCGGCGGCGCGGGCAGACCCCCCGGCCAAGGACUGCCCGGGCUCCGGCGCGCCGCCCGCCGCCCCCGCGCUCGGCUAUGGGUAUCACUUUGGCAAUGGAUACUAUAGCUGCAGGAUGUCCCACGUUGGGAUCCAGCAGAACGCCCUGAAGUCUCCCCCCCAUGCCUCCAUUGGCGGCUUUCCCGUGGAAAAGUACAUGGACGUCUCCAGUCUGACCAGCACGAGUGUCCCCGCCAAUGAAGUCUCCUCCAGGGCGAAGGAAGUGUCCUUCUACCAGGGCUAUACAACCCCCUACCAGCACGUUCCUGGGUACAUAGACAUGGUCUCAACGUUUGGCUCUGGGGAACCGAGACACGAAACAUACAUAUCAAUGGAGGGCUAUCAGUCCUGGACUCUGGCUAAUGGCUGGAAUAGUCAGGUUUACUGUGCCAAAGAUCAGACACAGAGCUCACACUUUUGGAAAUCGUCCUUUCCAGGGGACGUUGCACUAAACCAGCCAGAUAUGUGUGUCUACCGGCGUGGGAGAAAGAAGCGAGUGCCGUACACAAAACUCCAGCUUAAAGAACUCGAGAAUGAAUAUGCCAUUAACAAGUUCAUUAACAAGGACAAGAGGCGAAGGAUAUCCGCAGCCACAAACCUGUCUGAGAGACAAGUUACCAUUUGGUUUCAGAACAGGAGGGUGAAGGAUAAGAAAAUAGUCUCCAAACUGAAAGACAACGUUUCUUGAUCUAUUAGUUGCGGACAGUGAUGGAUAUAUAAACUCAAUUUACGACCAGCUAAAGGCUUUUGGAAAGACUUGAAAACAUAUUUAAUUUUUUUUCUCCUUCCAGCGGUGGCGAAGUUUUGUGACUUGUUUUCCAUUUCCAUGAACGUCAGCGUUUUUCUCUCGGUCGAAGGGAGCGCUGACAAACCUUGACUUUAUAGUUCUGUUUCUUCCUUUUUUUAAAAAAAUAAUAUUAAUAAUAAUAUUAAUAUUAAUUAUAUUUUCUGUUCUUCCCUCUAGGCCAGUAUAAACGAAUUUAAAUAUGUUGAACGGUUACAGUUAUAACUUUCUUAAAUGUUUAACUCUUGGGGGGGGGAUGUCUGUAAUUUUUGUCUCUGAACAACAGCCAGUGCCAAAAAGUGUCAGUUUUGAUUUGCUACCGUAAACUUCAAAACGUGCCGAGGGACAAAAAUAUCCGUCGGAGAAGGCAAGAAAGCCGCAGCGGGACCCGUGCAGCGCCGCGCUGCUUCCAGCCCCCGCGGAGCCCGCCGGCAGCCGGAGAGAGCUGUGCACCGCGCGGAGCGGUAACGUGCGCGGUCGGGUUUCGAGGGGCUUUUUCGGGGGAGAACCCGCUGUGAGCUCCUCGGGGGCACCGGGCAGAGACCCGGCUCCCUCGCGAGGCGUGUAGGUUUUUGGGGCUGCGCUUUCUUUUUUCAGCCGGAGGCUUCCGCGCUCCGCGGCCCGCGCAGGCGGCGGCUCUCGGCGGGGCUCCGCGGGGCUCCGCGGCCGCGGAGCGGAGCGCCUCCGGGGGUCCCGGCACGGCCCGGGAGAGGCUGGCCCCGAGAGGUGUGCGUAAAUCUGCGCAGCUUGCCCGAAAAGCGCCCGGCCCGCUCUCUCCUGUGUGCCCGGACAAGCACGGGGCUCUUCUGCUUCCUCCCACCACGGCGUUUAAAAAACCCUCCUGGUCGGAGAAGUGAAGCUCAACUGCUAACUUUUAAUUUGCAAAACUAAACGGGUGUUAAUGACAGAAGCAAUAAAUGAUUAGUUUCAAAAGAUGCCAUAAUUUAUAUGGGCCGAAAGGCUAGGACUUUGCUGAGUUUGUGUUAUUUUAAACCUAGUGUGCAUGUUAUGAUAUACACAGGGUGGGCAGACACGCUAGCCAACUACUAGGAGAGAGAAGCGGUACCUCUCUGUUAAUGUGCCUCGUUUAAUUAUUAAAACGUGUGUGUUCCGAACUAGUAUUAUUUAUUAUAAUAUCCUAUUGCUCUAAACACUUUGAUUACCAGUGUAUGUGGGUAAGACAUACAGUAAGACUGUUUCUCCAUAAACCAUUUUUAUUUCCCUUCUUGUCUUAAAGUCUGCUUUUACUUUGUCUUGGAAAUAUGGGCUGAACUUCCCAGCUGUUAAUGAUGUUGCCAAACUGUUCCUGAACCGCCUUUAAUAAAACGAUUUCUUUUCGAUAUAUAUAAAAAGAGGACGAAAUUCGCCUUCUUUUCGCAGCAGGGCGUUUUGCGAUCUCCAGGCUUGCGUGGGAUCUUCUCAGGGCCCUUCGGAGAGGAGAGGAGGAAAGGAUGAGGGUCUCAUUGAAGGAGGGAAAGGCGUUCCGAGUGGGCCUUUUCGCCGGGAAAAGAAAUUUCGAGGAAGAAAUGCUGCUGGCGAGAAGUACGCGGGGCAGGAGCCGGGGGGCAGCUGCCCCCUGCCUUUCGCCUCUCCCCCCUCGGCCCGGUUCUGCCUGCCCUGUGCGGGGCUCGCCGCUGCCCGGGGCCUUUCUGUGCCCCCUGGGGCCGAAUCCGGCCCUCGUCGUCCUCCCGGCGGAGCUCCGCGGCCGCUGCUCUCCGGCCGCUCGGCGGCCGGCUGCAUCCACCGGGGAGCUAUCUUCCGCCGCCUCCGCCCUCUUCCUUCCCCUUUCUCUUCCGCUCGCACAUUCUCCACUUUUGAGGGGUUUCUUUUCCCCGACCGGACCCGGAGGAUUUCCCACUCGGUUCCCUUGCAAGCGGCGCUUUCUGCGCUGAUUCCGGGAAGCCGGGACCGGGGCCGCGUCGCGCCGGUGCCUGCGAGAGCCCGAUCUGGUGGUGCAGCCUUGUUUUCUCCGCAGGAGAAAGAUUCCCUAAAUUCUUCUUUUCCUCUCUCCCGGCACCUCCCCCAGCACACAUACUUCGGCCCCAUUAAUCCCGAGGAGUUUUCACCCGCCGAUUUUCCCGGCCGGGCCCCGCCGGAGCCUCCCUUCCCUCCCUGGCCGCUGCCCGGCCUCCCAGCAGGCGCAGCCGUGCCACGGCCGAGACCCCCUUC